Molecule: messenger RNA, 7243 nt
Organism: Cyprinodon tularosa
Lineage: Eukaryota; Metazoa; Chordata; Actinopteri; Cyprinodontiformes; Cyprinodontidae
Product: unconventional myosin-VIIa-like
Exons: 50
Coding region: 503-7096 (2197 amino acids)
Cellular component (GO): cytoskeleton; myosin complex
Molecular function (GO): cytoskeletal motor activity; ATP binding; protein binding
Source: RefSeq, a predicted model, not a curated record
GCUAAUCAGGAUCAGCGGCCAUGAAGGAGCCCCAGCAAGAGGCUCCGGAGAUCUCCGUCACUGACCCAGACAUCAAGCUGUAAUCGGGGCACAAAUACCAAACCGCUUGCAGGUGCUUGGAGCUAAAGUAACCUUCUGAGGAGAGGCCUGUGAGGGAAAUUAGUAUGACAGAAGAGGAGUGAAAAGCAAGAGAUUGGAGCAACAGAAUUCACUUCUUUUUUUGUUGUUGUGUUUUAUUUUUUGUUAAACCAUCCCUCAUAUGCUGGAGCAUUUGCCGGCAGACGACACAAAACAAAGCAUACGGGACAGAAACUUGGAAGUAGAAGAUUUCUCUCACAGAUUUCUGUGAGACACUGAACCUAAGCCGCCAUCAUGGAGGCGGGUCUCCUAGAGGUUCUUGGCCGAUGAUGAAAUUGUCACACCCAGACUUGCCUGUGAAUCCCUGCCAUGUCUCCUUCACACGGUGACUUCUGAUGUCCUCAGAUAAACCCACAACUGAACCAUGGUCAUUCUGCAGCAGGGGGACUAUGUGUGGUUGGACCUUAAGACAGGUCGCGAGUUUGACGUCCCUGUGGGAGCUGUGGUGAAACUCUGCGACUCUGGACAGAUCCAGGUUCUGGACGAUGAAGGCCGGGAACAUUGGAUCUUUCCUCAGAAUGCCACCAACAUCAAACCAAUGCACCCAACCUCUGUCCACGGCGUAGAGGACAUGAUCCGACUGGGCGACCUUAACGAAGCCGGCAUCCUCCGCAACCUUCUCAUCCGCUACAAUGAACAUGUCAUCUAUACAUACACAGGCUCGAUCCUGGUGGCAGUAAAUCCUUACCAGCUGCUUCCCAUCUACACUCCGGACCACAUUCGCCUCUACACCAACAGGAAGAUUGGAGAGAUGCCGCCCCACAUAUUCGCCAUUGCUGACAAUUGUUACUUCAACAUGCAGAGGAACAACAAGGAUCAGUGCUGCAUCAUUAGUGGUGAGUCUGGAGCAGGGAAAACUGAGAGCACCAAGUUGAUCCUGCAGUUCCUGGCGGCCAUCAGCGGUCAGCAUUCAUGGAUAGAGCAGCAGGUCCUGGAGGCCACGCCUAUCCUGGAAGCUUUUGGCAACGCCAAGACAAUACGUAAUGACAACUCCAGUCGCUUUGGGAAGUACAUAGACAUCCACUUCAACAAACGAGGGGCCAUUGAAGGGGCCAAAAUAGAACAGUACCUGCUUGAGAAGUCUCGUGUCUGUCGACAGGCUGCGGAUGAGAGAAACUAUCACAUCUUCUACUGCAUGUUGAAGGGCAUGGCUCCAGAGAUGAAGGCUAAAUUGGGUCUUGGCCUGGCCAGAGAAUACUCCUACCUCACCACAGGUAACUGUACUGAAUGUGACGGCCGUGAUGACCUCGCUGAUUAUUCCAGCAUCCUUUCAGCCAUGAAGGUCCUUAUGUUUAGCGAGACGGAGAACCUGGAGAUUUCAAAGCUGCUGGCAGCCAUCCUGCAUUUGGGCAACCUGCGAUUUGAGGCUCGCACUUACGACAAUCUGGAUGCUUGUGUGGUUGUGAGGUCUCCGGACUUGAUGACUGCUGCUUCACUCAUGGAGGUGGAAGCGAAGGAUGUGAUGGUGUGCUUGACCACUCGAACCCUCAUCACUCGGGGUGAAAGCGUCACCACGCCCCUCAGUGUGGAACAAGGACUGGAUGUCAGGGACGCCUUCGUUAAGGGGAUUUACGGCAGGCUGUUUGUGUGGAUAGUAGAUAAAAUAAACGCAGCCAUUUACCGACCUCCUACCUGCGAGAGUAGCGUUAUAAGAAGGUCAAUCGGACUGUUGGACAUCUUCGGCUUUGAGAACUUCAUCGUCAACAGUUUUGAGCAGCUGUGCAUUAACUUUGCCAACGAGAACCUGCAGCAGUUCUUCGUUCGCCAUGUCUUCAAACUGGAGCAGGAGGAGUACAACCUGGAGGACAUCAACUGGCAGCACAUCGAGUUCACAGAUAACCAGGACGCUCUAGACAUGAUCGCCAACAAACCCAUGAACAUCAUCUCCCUCAUCGACGAAGAGAGCAAGUUCCCAAAGGGGACCGACGCUACAAUGUUGUAUAAACUCAACUCACAGCACAAGCUCAACACCAACUACUUUCCUCCUAAAAACAGCUAUGAAACCCAGUUUGGCAUUCAACACUUUGCUGGAGUGGUGCAUUAUGAAUCCAGAGGAUUUCUAGAGAAAAACCGUGACAGCCUUCACACAGACAUCAUCCAGCUCGUCCACUCGUCCAAGAACAAGUUUAUCAAGCAGAUCUUCCAAGCUGAUGUCGCUAUGUUUCUCUGUGGCUAUCAGCAGCCCAGCACCCCCACUCCGAAGGGUGUUGAAACAAGGAAGCGUUCUCCAACUUUGAGCAGCCAGUUCAAGCGUUCCCUGGAGAUGCUGAUGAGGACGCUCAGCGUGUGCCAGCCGUUCUUCGUCCGCUGCAUAAAACCCAACGAGUUCAAGAAACCAAUGUUGUUUGACAGAGAGCUGUGUAUUCGCCAGCUUCGCUACUCGGGGAUGAUGGAGACCAUCCGGAUCAGAAGAGGAGGUUAUCCCAUCAGAUACAGCUUUGCUGAAUUUGUGGAACGAUACAGAGUCCUGAUGCCUGGAAUCAAGCCUGCUCACAAACAGGAAGACCUGAGAGGAACCUGUCAGCGUAUCGUCUCAGCCCGGCUGGGUAAACAAGACGAUUGGCAGAUUGGAAAAACAAAGAUUUUCCUAAAGGAUCAACACGACAUGCAGCUGGAGAUUGAGAGAGAUAAAGCCAUCACUGAUAAAGUUAUCCUUAUCCAGAAAUCUGUGCGUAGACUGAAAGCCAGGACAAACUUUCUCCGACUCCGGAGCGCUGUGGUUUUUAUUCAGAAGGUCUGGAGGGGUUAUAGGAGCAGGAAGAAUUACCAGAUUAUGAAGUCGGGAUUCAUUCGCCUUCAGGCCGUCUGCAGGUCCAGGAAAUACUACAGAAGCUACCGAAUCACUCGGCAUCGCAUCACCCUCAUCCAAGCCCGCUGCCGAGGCUUCCUGGUCCGGCAGAGUUAUUGGAAACGUCUCCGAGCCGUGUUGACCCUCCAGGCCUACACCAGAGGCAUGAUAGCCAGACGCCUCUGCCAGAGGCUCAGGGCCGAGCGGAAGCGGCGCCUGGAAGCCGAACGGCAGCGCCUGGCUGAGGAGGAGCAGCUCCGGAACCAGAUGACGGUUCGGCGAGCCAAGGCAGAGGCCGAGAGGAAGCACCAGGAGCGACUUCUCCAGCUGGCAAAGCAGCAGGAGGAGCGGGAGAGGGAGGAGAAAGAGGAGGCAAGGAGGAAGAAGGAGCUGCUGGAGCAGAUGGAAAGGGAGAAGGAGCAGCCAGUGGACCACUCAGACAUGGUGGACCGGAUGUUUGGUUUCCUCGGGGACUCGGGACCGUUACCCAACCAGGACGGACAGGCACCGGCUGGGUUUGAAGACCUGGAACAAACUCCUGGCGCUGAUGAAGCCGAAGAGGAGAUGCUGAACGAAGCUCCACCGCUACCCGACGAGGAAGAGGAAGACUUGUCCGAGUACAAGUUCUCCAAGUUUGCCGCCACCUACUUUCAGGGUCUUUCCACCCACACCUACAUCAGACGACCCCUGAAACAACCUCUACUGUUUCACGAGGAUGAAGGAGACCAACUGGCUGCUUUAGCUGUGUGGAUCACCGUGUUGAGAUUCAUGGGCGAUCUGCCUGAACCUAAAUGCGAAAUGGUCCUCCAUGACGGCAGCGAGAAGAUUCCUGUCAUGACCAAGAUCUACGAAACCCUCGGCAAAAGGACCUAUAAGAAGGAGCUGCAGGAGCUGCAAGUGGAGGAGGAGAACAGCUCCGCAGACUCUCAGAAGAGGAACAGCAUCAGACAUAAACUGGUGUCUCUAACACUCAAGAGGAAAUCAAAGAUAACAGAGGAGGUCACCAGGCGGCUGACGGAGGGCGUGGAUUAUGGGCUUCAGGGGAACAGCAUGCUGGAGGAUCGACCCACCUCCAACCUGGAGAAGCUUCACUUCAUCAUCGGAAACGGCAUCUUACGGCCAGCCCUCAGGGAUGAGAUCUAUUGUCAGAUCUGCAAACAGCUCACUCAGAACCCGUCCAAGAGCAGCCACGCCCGAGGGUGGAUCCUCCUGUCUCUUUGUGUCGGCUGCUUUGCUCCCUCCGAGAAGUUUGUCAAAUAUUUACGGACCUUUUUGAAAAACGGUCCUCCUGGUUAUGCUCCGUACUGUGAAGAGAGGCUGAGGAGGACUUUUGUGAACCGAACGAGAACACAGCCACCGUCCUGGCUGGAGCUGCAGGCCACCAAGUCUAAGAAGCCCAUCAUGCUUCCUGUGACCUUCAUGGACGGCACCACAAAGACGCUGCUGGCAGACUCCGCCACCACAGCCUUCGAGCUCUGCAAUGCUCUAGCAGACAAAAUCAACCUGCGCAACCGUUUUGGCUUCUCUCUGUACAUCGCCCUGUUUGAUAAGGUGUCUUCCCUGGGCAGCGGCAGCGACCAUGUGAUGGACGCGGUCUCCCAGUGCGAGCAGUAUGCGAAGGAACAGGGGGCCCAGGAGAGGAACGCCCCCUGGAGGCUGUUUUUCAGGAAGGAGAUCUUCAGCCCCUGGCACGACCCCACAGAGGACUACGUUUCUACAAACCUCAUCUACCAGCAGAUCGUUAGAGGGGUGAAGUUUGGAGAGUACCGCUGUGAGAGGGAGGAAGAUCUGGCUGAGCUGGCCUCUCAGCAGUACUUUGUGGAUUACGGCCCUGAGAUCCUCCAGGAGCGCCUGCUCAGCCUCAUCCCGUCCUACAUCCCUGACAGAGAAAUCACCUCAACUAAGACAGCAGAGAAGUGGGCUCAGCUCAUCAUCAAUGCCCACAAAAAGGGAUUAUACCACAAAAGGAGGCAGAGCACUCAGAAGGUGAAGGAGGAUGUUGUGGAUUUUGCUCGGUUAAAGUGGCCUUUACUCUUCUCACGCUUCUAUGAGGCCUUUAAGUUUUCAGGUCCCAGUCUGCCAAAGAACGAUGUAAUUGUUGCUGUGAACUGGACCGGGGUUUACUUUGUGGACGAACAGGAGCAGGUCCUCUUGGAGCUGUCCUUCCCAGAGAUCACAGCUGUGUCCAGCAGUAGAGGCGGCAAACUGCAGGGUCAGAGUUUCACGUUGGCCACCAUUAAAGGAGACGAGUACACUUUCACCUCCAACAACGCAGAGGACAUCCGGGACCUGGUGGUCACCUUCCUGGAAGGUUUGAGGAAGAGGUCCAAGUAUGUGGUGGGACUGCUGGACUGUCCCAACCCUGCUGGAGUGGACUCCACCUUCCUGAGUUUCUGCAAGGGGGAUCUAAUCAUCCUGGACGAACAUGACGGAGAGCAUGUGAUGAACUCCGGCUGGGCUCACGGCAUCAACGACAGGACCAAACAGAGGGGAGACUUCCCAGCUGAUGGCGUCUACGUGCUGCCCACCAUCACCAGACCCCAGUAUGAUAUCGUGGCUCUGGUGACGAUGACCCCUAAUCAGAGGAGAGAGUCCCUCAGUUUGUCUCAGACCAGCCUUUCUGAGAUGGACAAAUCCAAGGCCUACACACUGGAAGAGUUCUCCUACGACUACUUCAGGCCGCCUCCAAAGAGCACUCUGAGUCGAGUAAUGAUGACCAAAGCUCGAGGGAAGGAGCGUCUGUGGAGCUGCAUCAGAGAGCCUCUUAAACAGCCUCUGCUGAAGAAGGUCCUGGCUCAUGAGGAGCUCUCCCAGGAGGCUCUUCUGGCCUUCAUAGCUAUAAUGAAAUAUAUGGGCGACUAUCCGUCCAAACGAGCUCGAUCCGUUAACGAGCUCACAGAUCAGAUAUUUGAAGGAGCGCUGAAGGCGGAGCCGCUCAAAGAUGAAGUCUACUGUCAGAUUCUCAAACAACUCACAGAAAAUCACAUCAAGUACAGUGAGGAGAAGGGCUGGGAACUGCUUUGGCUCUGCACUGGUUUGUUUCCUCCCAGUAACAUCCUGCUUCCUCACGUCCAGAAGUUUCUCCAGGCCAAGAAACAUUACCCGCUGGCUCCGGACUGCAUGCAGCGGCUGCAGAAAGCCCUGCGAAACGGAUCUAGGAAGUACCCCCCUCACCUGGUGGAGGUGGAGGCAAUCCAGCACAAGACUACUCAGAUUUUCCACAAGGUUUACUUCCCUGACGACUCGGACGAGGUGUUUGAGGUGGAGUCGAGCACGAAGGCUAAAGAUUUUUGCCACAACAUCUCCGGACGGCUGAUGCUUAAAUCCUCUGAAGGCUUCAGUUUGUUUGUGAAGAUCACAGACAAGGUCAUCAGUGUUCCAGACGGUGACUUUUUCUUCGACUUUGUAAGGCACCUGACUGACUGGAUUAAAAAAGCAAGACACAGUAGAGACGGUACUGCAGGUGUGAUGCCUUCACUGACCUAUCAGGUGUUCUUCAUGAAGAAGCUGUGGACCAACACGGUGCCAGGCAAAGACUCUAUGGCAGACUCCAUCUUCCACUAUUACCAGGAGCUGCCCAAGUAUCUUCGCGGCUACCACAAGUGUUCAAGGGAGGAGGUGUACCAGCUGGCGGCUCUGAUCUACCGGGUGAAGUAUGAAGAGGAUAAAUCCCAUUUCCAGAAUAUUACUAGGAUCCUGAAGGACCUCGUCCCUCAAGACCAGAUCCGACUUCUGUCCCCAGAGGACUGGAAGAGGUCGAUCAUGACGCUGUUCAACAAACAAUCAGGGAAAACGGCUGCAGACGCCAAACUCUCCUUCCUGAAAAUCAUUUACAAGUUGUCGACGUUUGGCUCCGCCUUCUUUGAGGUUAAGCAAACAACAGACCCAAAUUACCCAGAAACUCUCCUGAUUGCGAUCAAUAAACACGGAGUCAGCCUGAUUGACCCGAAGUCUAAGGACAUCCUGACCACUCAUCCCUUCACAAAGAUAUCCAACUGGAGCAGCGGCAACACCUACUUCCACAUCACCAUCGGAAACCUGGUUCGAGGCAGCAAGCUGCUCUGUGAGACGUCGCUGGGCUACAAGAUGGAUGACCUCCUGACCUCUUACAUUAGCCAGAUGCUGACAACGAUGACCAAACAGCGAACCUCCAAAGGCAACAGCAAGUGAUCCAGCCACCAUCAGUCCUGAACUCAUACUUCAAUAACUCCUCAGGAAAACCUACUCUUCAUUCAUCUGUCCUGUCUUAAAAACUCACCUUUUGCCUUUAAAAGUCACCUCAGAACAGACACUAAUCUCACUCUAGUCAACUACAAA